Jaminaea rosea is the source of this 534-nucleotide messenger RNA. RefSeq lists its product as hypothetical. Bases 1 to 534 code for a protein of 177 amino acids. The transcript is spliced from 5 exons. NCBI's taxonomy places the organism in Eukaryota, Fungi, Basidiomycota, Exobasidiomycetes, Microstromatales. The record is from RefSeq and is a predicted model, not a curated record.
AUGCUGUCUAGCAGCAGUCAGGCUUCGCCCGUGGCAACCAAGCUGAAUCGCCGAGUACCUCUACCUACUUUGCCGCCCAUCUGCGAUGGCCCUUUUUACUGCCUCACAGUCGAGCUGGCUACAAACGCAUACCAGGGCUUCAAGAACUUGUGGUGCGUGGCUAGUGGGCACUCGGAUGAUGAUGCGAAGCAGUGGCGCACCUACUUCUUCAAUGGUAAGCAGCAUGCGGUAGAAAUAUCGGACAAGGCGCGGCGAGCUGAAGAAAAGCUUUCACGCUGGACAGGCAACUGUGCGGGCCAAGUCAGGAUGACCUGCUCCGAGAUGUACCCCGGCGGGCUUACCGUACAAGGCGAGGGUUUGGUGGACUUUGCUUUCAGCCAGAAGGGUGGACUUUCCCACAUGCACACUCUCGACAAGCAAAUCGCGGGUCUCUCUAGCGAUAGGCAGAUCCUUGAUGCCGCCACAGGGGACAUGGAUACGCUGAUCACAGACAUUGGCUUUGUUGACUUCAUUCUCUACUGCAAGGACUGGUAG